Peniophora sp. CBMAI 1063 is the source of this 696-nucleotide messenger RNA. NCBI's taxonomy places the organism in Eukaryota, Fungi, Basidiomycota, Agaricomycetes, Russulales, Peniophoraceae. The record is from the annotation of a GenBank genome assembly.
AUGGCGUCCGACUCUCAAGAUCUGGAUCUCGAAGACGGCACCAUCCAUAUCCUCGUCAUCGAACGGCCAAGCGAGGCAACGAUCAACGAAGCCGCCGACCUCUUCUGCGCGGCCUUCGUGGAGGAUCCUCCCGCCCGUGCAUUCACAGGCGGAGAUCCAGAGCUGAUGCGGCAGCUCGGGCGUGCGGUGCUCACUCCUAUGCGCGGGAGCGCGCGUCUCUAUGCCGCGACGGACGAGGAGGGCACGCUGGUUGGCGCGUCGUUCUGGAGCCCGCCCGGGCAACCCGAUAAAGAGGCUGCGCUCCGACGCGAGUCCUUUUUGCAAGACUUCAUGGCCAAAUUACCCGAUGAGAUGGCCGACCAUGUUGAGAACGUUUUUGCGAAGGCCAUUCCCAAGUUGAUGGAUGAGGCGGUCGGGAUAGAGGAGGCCGAGGUUCAUUCCUACGAAUGCGAGAUGCUGAUGGUCAGACCCGAUCAUCAAGGCCACGGGAUCGCGCGGAAGAUGUUCAACCUCGCACUUCACCAGGCGGAUGCGAUGAACGCCAAGAUGACUCUGUGGACAGGAAAGGACGACAAUGUCAAGAUGUACGAGAAGUUUGGUAUGACGCUGAAGAGUUCGACGGAUAUGACGCCGUCAGGAGGAGAGGGCUGGAAACUCCACAUCCUCACCCGAGAUCCUGUGUCUGGAUCUCCUUGA